Paramacrobiotus metropolitanus is the source of this 3292-nucleotide messenger RNA. Its product is annotated as sex peptide receptor-like. The transcript has 4 exons. Gene Ontology annotation, cellular component: membrane. NCBI's taxonomy places the organism in Eukaryota, Metazoa, Tardigrada, Eutardigrada, Parachela, Macrobiotidae. Gene Ontology annotation, biological process: G protein-coupled receptor signaling pathway. The record is from RefSeq and is a predicted model, not a curated record. The coding region runs from base 1396 to 2718 and encodes 440 amino acids. Gene Ontology annotation, molecular function: G protein-coupled peptide receptor activity.
AAGCCGGAAAUUUGUUGCGCCUGACUAGAUGGUGGAUAUGUGUCUUGUCCAGCAGAUAUGACAUACAUUAAUUACGAACGGGAGUACUGUCAACAUAUCCUCUUUCAUGCUUUUAGAUUAAUACAUGACCACGCGCGUUUGCCGGUUUCUACCUACACCUCCUGUAUAUGAUAUUUCUGUAGUAUGAGCAUAUUAACGUUUCGCCUCCAAUAUGCAGUCUAUAAUGGCAAAUACGGGUGCAGCCGUCGCGGCAGCGCUACUACUCCAUUAGGAUCCCCGCAGUUAUUCUCCUAACAUUUCGACGCUUAGGGCCCGUCGAUUUACAUAAUUAAAAGUUCUCCUGCUGCUUAAUCUGAAGCUGUGCGUUGGCGACAUGUACAGGAUAUUGUUAUCCUUUGCAUAUGGGCUAAACUCGGGAUUUGACAAUCUCUUCCUCUUCUGUGCUUAAUGAUGUAUUGCUAUGUCCCCAUGAACAAAUCAUCGCUACUGGCAGUUCUUAUUAUUACCUUAUGAGGAACAAUGAGGACUGAAUGCUUUGCCGGCUAUUCAAUGUUGUCAAUUAAUGACUAUACUCCCAGUUGUUGACAUGCGCGCGUUGACUGUAUGGAAAAUGCUCGUUUCCUCGUGAUCAUGGUGCCGCAAAUGAUGGCAAAGAGUACUGUUUAGUAAAAGGCCAUACCAUUAUUUGACAUUUAUUGUUAAAGAUUAUACAACGAUAGGCCAGUAGAGCAAAAUGGCUUAAUCAGUUCUAAUAAUUUUCCAACGCUGCAACGGGAUUCGUCAGCGUGUUUGAGUGUAGAAGGUCAAUCAACUACCGCAUACCGGAUGGCAUAUUGGUGUGGGAUACAAAACACAGUAUAAAGUGUUAUUAUACGAUCCGAGCGAAAGGAAUUUAUCUACAUUGCCAGCGCAACAUGCAAUCUUCGUCACGACAACACGAUAUAGAGCACAAAGCUUUUACAUCGUUUAAAGCUCACAUUCCCCAAGCAGAUUAUUAUGGCUUGGCUCUGUGGGAUGCUUUAUGUUUGAUGAUUAUCCUCUUCGCUUUUUCGGAUAAAUUGAGGAUAGUCUAAAUGAGCCUUCCUACACACAGCAUGCGUUCGGAUUGAUGUCGUACUAUGACAUGACCUUUAUGUUUCCAAUGGACUGACUAUUGCUAAUAAGCUGUUACUCACUUCCGGUAAUAAAGAUACAAUUUACAAUGAUUUAUUGAUUGUUGGGACUUUUUAUGAUGUGUUCCGCGGGGUGAAAGGAGUAUAUGCUGACACUGCGACGUUUCUUCCGUAUCUCUCUCCAUAUUAUUUCAAUUUAUUCAUCCAGCAAAUCCUCAUCCUUCUGACUUUGUGCCCUUGACCAAUUCAUUAAGAUAACGGCAGCAGACAUUUGACGUCAAAGAUGGUUGACCUGGACACCGGAAUCCGUUUAAUGGAGAAUGUCACUCCGACGACCUCCGAUGAGGCAUGCGAAACCUUAGCAAUGUGGCUAAAUACCACACCGGCAUUUCAGCAGUAUGGCAUAGAAAACUUUUCGGCUCUCUUGGUCAACUUUACCGUACUGCGCAAUCCCCAGUACUCCAUUCCGGUGUACGGUUACGUGACACCGUUGCUCUUCAUUAUCGUUCUCUGCACUAAUACCAUCGUGGUGGCAGUUCUAUCGCGGCCCCACAUGCGCUCACCCACCAAUUUCAUUCUGUGUGUAAUGGCCAUCAGUGACCUUCUGACGUUGGGCAUACCGGUGCCCAUGUUUAUCUACCAGUACACGGCGGGAUUUCAUCCGGAACCGGUGCCCUGCUACCUGGCGUAUCUGAAUAUGCUGAUGACGGAUACAUUGCCCACGGUCUGCCAUUCGGCAUCGGUGUGGAUGACCGUAUUGCUGGCAUUCCAACGCUACAUUUAUGUUUGCCAUCCAACACGUGCGCGGACAUGGUGCACUGUUCCCCGGGUCAUGUAUGCCACUAUUUGCCUGUACGGACUGGCCACUGCUUACAAUAUACCGCGUUUAUUUGAAAAAAGCAUGCAGGAUUUUCCCAUGCCAUGGAAGUGCAGAUACGUCUCUCAGUGCACGGAAUCCUUUUAUCCCUGGUCACAAUAUUAUCUGCCGGUGUUUUACUGGUUCCGUGUUCUCUGCGUCAAUUGCCUGCCAUGUGUGCUCCUUGUGAUUUUAAACACAUUACUGGUUAUUUCCCUUAAUGAAGCUCAAGCCAACCGUAAGCGCUUAUUCAGUGAGCGGAAGCAGCAGGAAUCAUCCAAGCAGCGCGACAAUACCUGCACCACCAUGAUGCUCGUCGCCGUGGUGUGUGUAUUCCUCAUUGUUGAGCUGCCGUUGGCCGUUAUUGUCCUCUUGGUGAUUGUACAAAAUACAUGGGAGCUGGACCUUAUGAAUAAGGGCGUAAUGACCACUCUGAUAACCUUCUCCAAUCUGUGCAUCGGUCUGAGUUAUAUUAUCUACUUUCCGAUUUAUUGCUCAAUGUCACGGCAAUUCCGUGAGACAUUCAAGGAAUUGUUCAUUAAAGCCAAACAACUCUCGCACGAGACAGUCCGUAAUGGCCGCACUACCCAGCGGAAGAACAUGCAUUUAUCCGUGCCCAAUGCGGAAACUUAUCUGACACAGGCCGAUGAUGUUGAAUGUACAAAAACCGAUCAGAUUUCCCGUGCCAACAAUGCCGACGAGGACGAGACCGCCGCGGAUGCCGCUAAAGAAACCGAAACACUGCUGUAGCAUGUGUAUAUGUGCCAGUAUUUCAUUACAGCCCAACCCGAUUCCAAUAUCCUGCGAUGUUAUGUCUGCCACCUGACCGGAAUUUUUACAUUUAAGCGGUUUCAAAGAACAGUUUAAUUAUGGCUGUACUGUACUGGGCUUAAACACUACCGACCGCAUUUUGUGAUAUUGUGACGCUACAUUGAAAAGACAUCUGCAGCCAACGUUUGUGGACACAGGCGCCGGUCUAGUCCAAGUUGCCAACAGAUGCUGGCUUUCAGAUUUUGGUUAUCAAACGACCAUUCUUUUUUUGCUUAGAUUAUUAUUCGACUGGCUUUGAUUUAUAGUGAAAUGAAUCGUGGUCAUUCAUGACAUACUUAAUCAGAAUGUUGUAAUUCUAAUCCCGGGAGAUGACUUUCCAUUGAAAAGCUCAAGACUGUUUUACAAAUGUGUGGCAGAUGCAUAUAGAUAGUUUAUUUAUAUAUAACGCGCUACUUUCAAUUGUACACAGUAGUGCGAGAUGGAUGCGCUUCACAUCAACUUAUAUUAAUUUUCAAAUUUGACUGACUUCGACAAUAUGCAGCGUAGCGAUUAA